Molecule: messenger RNA, 7705 nt
Organism: Colossoma macropomum (tambaqui)
Lineage: Eukaryota; Metazoa; Chordata; Actinopteri; Characiformes; Serrasalmidae
Gene: fign
Product: fidgetin
Exons: 2
Coding region: 692-2953 (753 amino acids)
Molecular function (GO): ATP hydrolysis activity; ATP binding; microtubule severing ATPase activity
Source: RefSeq, a predicted model, not a curated record
UCGUUAGGAGGAAGGGGGCUUUUGCUGGGGAAAGUAACAGUGGGGUGGGGUUGAGGCUGCUCCAAACUAACUUUCCUGGCAAAAGGCAGCUCGGCUCUUGCAGUAUCUGAAAAGUUUCCCUCCCUUUUUUGCCUUCACGCCGUUUGGCAAACGUGCAAUUUUUUUUGUUGCUGCAUGGCUGUUUGAGGGCAGCCGCCGACAGGCAGCAGGACUGGGAGCUAUUUUUAAAGCUGAGGACAUCAUGCCGAGAGAGCAGGAGUUCAGAGCGUGGCGUUUUUUUAAUGUCAGUUCAGGCAAUCAGCAGCCCGCGCUGGAGCUCUGCUAGUUUUAAGCAGACGGUGGGAGAAAAACUGACAUGAGCUUGCUGUCGUGGUCAUGUGUUUUUCCCCCCACCAGUCUCUCUCUCUCUCCCUCCUAGCCUUCUCCACUCCCCCUCUCUCUAUCUCUCUCCCUCUCUCUCUCUCUGUACGAGCUGCUCUCCUUCCACGUUAUCCAAGAGCUUUUGUUGCUUUUCCCUUCUCCUUAAUUAUAUGCAUGUAGGUUAAAUGAAUACCUGACGAAAAGGCCCCCCGUUUCACGGCGCUGAAAUGCGAUAGCGGAGAGGAAAAGUGGCCGUAUUGAAAGCCAACCUUUGGAAUUCCUCCCAUUCUGCUGGUUCCCCCCUUUUCUCCCUUGUUUUAGCGUGGCAGAGAUGAUCAGUAGCACCGGUGUGUAUGGCUUAAAGAUGCAGUGGACCCCAGAGCAUGCGCAGUGGGCAGAGCAGCACUUCGACAUCUCCUCCACGACCCGCUCCCCGGCCCACAAGGCUGAGGCAUACCGCGGGCACCUGCAGAGGACCUACCAGUACGCCUGGGCAAACGAUGACAUCUCGGCUCUCACCGCCUCUAACCUCCUGAAGAAGUAUGCUGAGAAGUACUCUGGCAUCCUGGAGGGUCCCGGCGAGAGGGCGCUGCUGUGCUCAUACCCAGAAGGUGCCGCAGGACUCUUGAACGGGCGCAAAUCAGAAAGCGAGGCCUGGCAAGAGGGGAUCUACCCAAUGAACUGCACUGCAGAUGUGAUAUCUGCGAGCAAAGCUGUUGUUCCAGCUGCUUUGCCCCCGGGAGAUUCGACGGCCAGUGUCUGCAGCGCCGCAGGGGUUCCGAGCAGCCUGAGCGAACCCAGCUACUCAAGCAGUGGCUGCGGGAGCCACACGCCUGCUGCCCUGCACUCGGGAAUCCCCUCUCAGGAAUUUGCUGGUGGCUACAAUGGCACGUACCUGCAUUCCACUUACAGCGGUGGGCAAAGCACCCCAUCCCUGGCCUCCCCACACCCCUCCCCUUUGCACAGUGGUGGGCUCCUCCAGCCUCCUCCUCCGCCUCCUCCUCCUCCCCCUCCUCCAACGCUGGUGCCCAGCUACAACGCAGGCUCACCCAACCUCUCCAGCUACAACUACCCUCCUGCAGGCUAUCCCCCCCAGGCUGCUGUUGCUCCCGGCUACAGCCCCGGGGGAGCCCCACCUCCCUCAGCCUACUUGCCCUCAGGCAUUGCGGCGCCUACCCCACUGCCCCCCUCUACUCUCCCUGGCUAUUCCUACCAGUCACAUAGCCAUGCGCCGAUUGCACCUACACCUCUGAACGGUAGCUCGGCCAACUCACUGAAAAGGAAAGCUUUUUACAUGACAGGACAAGGAGACAUGGACUCCAGUUAUGGAAAUUUCAGCUACAGUCAACAGCGCUCGACUCAAAGCCCCAUGUACAGGAUGCCAGAUAACAGCAUUGCUGAUUCAAGCAGAGGGAAUGGGUUUGACAGAAGUGCUGACACGUCAUCUCUGCCAUUUAAGCCCACAAAACAGCCAAUGUCCUCAGACCAGCAGCGUAAAUUUGGCAGCCAGUCUGGCAGAGCCAUCACCCCUCCAUCCUAUGGGUCAUCCAAAGGAUCUGUGGGCUCGGUGCGAUCAGGAGAGUCAUUUGGGAAGUUUGGCUCCCCAGUCAUGAGCGAGCAUGGUGAGGAGCACAGGCAGCACUUGUCCCAUUCCAUCGGCACAGUGACUUCAAGUGGCCACCCGGCUGAGGAGCAGUUAAAGAACAGUGAUGCCGGCCUGGUGGAAAUGGUCACCACAGAGAUUCUGCAGCAAACGCCUCCUGUUGACUGGAACGACAUCGCAGGGCUGGAGCUGGCCAAGGCCACUGUCAAAGAGGAGGUCCUGUGGCCCAUUCUGAGACCUGACAUGUUUAGCGGCCUGGCGCCAUUGCCGCGCAGCAUCCUCUUCUUCGGACCUCAGGGCACAGGGCGGACACUGCUGGCCCGUUGCGUGGCCAGUCAGCUGGGCGCUGCAUUCCUCCAGCUCAGCAGCUCAGCACUGGUCACCAAGUGGCUGGGAGAGGGUGACAAGGUGGUGCAGGCUUCGUUUCUUGUGGCUCGCUGCCGGCAGCCUUCAGUAGUCUUUGUUAGCGACGUAGAUCUGCUGCUGUCGGCCCAGCUGAGCGAGGAGAGCCCGGUGAACCGGAUCAAGAGCGAGUUGCUCCUGCAGCUGGAUGGGGUGCUCAGCUCACCAGAAGACCACGUCCUGGUCAUCUGUUCCACUAGCAAGCCAGAGGAGAUCGACGAGGCUCUGCGGAGGUACUUUGUAAAGAGGUUGCUCAUCCCACUCCCAGACACUACGGCACGGCACCAGCUCAUCAGCCAGGUGCUCUCCCAGCACAACUACUGCCUCAGCGACAAAGAGGUUGCGCUGCUCGUCCAGAGGACCGAAGGAUUCUCGGGGCUGGACGUAGUCCGGCUCUGCCAGGAGGCUAUUGUGGGACCUUUGCAUGGCAUGUCCAGCGCGGACCUUUCCGGGAUCAUGCCGGGUCAAAUGAGGCCACUGUCGUACCAAGACUUUGAGAAUGUCUUUUGCAAAAUCCAGCCCAGCAUAUCACAGAAAGAACUGGACACAUACACUGAGUGGAAUAAAAUGUUUGGCUGUAGUCAGUAAGAGGGGAGGUUAAGGGGAACCAUAUGGGGGCAAACUCUCCUGCUCUAAGGAGAGGAUACAAUUCAGAAUUCUUUGGGUGAAACAUGCAGUUUUGAAGGGUGGGUGUUACAAAUGCUAGUGACCCUUAAAGAACAGCAGUAAGGACACUCAGAUAGACCUGAAUGAUGCAUAGCUAUGCUUAAGUCCAUGUCUGGCCCUUUGCACAUAGUCCAACAGAGAAACCUGCUCUUUGGCUCAACUCUGCUGAAGCCGAGUGUCACUUAAUGAGGCGCACUGUCCUGAGAUGACUGCGAAGAUGAACUCGUUGUGUGUAAAUACCAUUCUGCUGUUUUUGAGAUUCUGUUGCUAUCAAGUGCCUAAAGUGGUGCUUUAUUAUUUUGUAUUUUGGUUGGUUUGCCUCACAAUCUACAUUGGUGGCAUGUGCUAAUAUAGAAAGCUUUAACCUGAGACUAAAACAGACAUGUUCUGCUUUUUUGUCAAUUCUGUCAAAAAAAAGAACAAAAAAAAACAACAACAGUAUUCCUCAACUGAGUCUGGUCUGCAGGCCCCAAGUGGGAAAAAAAGAAGGUUCUUGUGGCAUUUGUAAUCUGGACCCUAAUUUAUAAACUUCAUUUGCUUUUGAUUUUCUUCAAAAACUCAGGAAAGUGAUUGUGAUUUGUACAGUACCUCAAAAGAUUGUGUCAAAGCACUACAUAUAGCAGUUAACAUUGGGUUUGGUUUUGAAUUAGGUAAAAAGGUUCACCUCAAUUGAUUAAAAAAUGACAAGGAUAUGACUAUGAAUGUAACCAGAGCAUUUCUGGGUUGUUUGGGAGAAAAAAAGUUGAGGAGUAUUUCUUUUAUGUUUUCUUUUCUUUUCUUUACAUUGUCAAAUCUUGGAAGAAAAUGAUUCCAUUUUGAGUACUGCUUGAAACAGAGGGUUAAAGAAUGAAGAAUUCUGAAUUGUGUGCCAGUUUUGACUAUAGCACCCUGUCCUCAUGCAUAGCACAGUACUGACUCUAUAGCGCAAGCUCACAUGUAAGUGACGGGCACAGCUUAUUGUGCUGAUAAGGUUCAUUCGAAGCCUUAGCCACAAAAGAGAAGAUGCAGCGGACCACGAUAUUUGUGUUUUGUAAAACUCUGUGUAUUUGUCUCUUGUCAACGGACAGAAAAGACAGACACGCUGGGGUGAACCAAAACUUUUUUCCAAAAAAGACCACCAGAUAUAAUCUUUAGAGGUUGUUUAUGUUCUUCUAUUGUUUUUGACUUUGUUCUGCUGCUGUGUGUCAUCCGUGUAACAAUCCUGAAGGAUCAUGUGUACCCUGCGUUCUUUUUCUACCUCAGUUUAGCACUGUUUCCUCUGAAAGCAGAAUUAAACAGGCUAGCUUGACGUCCUAACCUUUUUUAGGCUUGCUCAGCUAGAAAGCCUGCUCAUACAACUAGCUGCUUUUUUCCCCAAUCAAAAGAAUCAACAAAUGCUACUCUGACACUAUCUGUGCAAUUCUUCUGCUCACAAUACAUGGUGCGCACUACCCCCCUUCAUACACAUGCUUCAUGGGUUUUGUGUAGCACUCAGAGGGCACCAUUCUCUGGACUCCUCUUUUGGUGUCCCUGCUUCUAUUGUUGGCAGCUCUUUUCUUCACUAACAGUCAACAGCUAGUCACAUGCUUGGGCAGUAGCACCAGAGGUUAAGGAAGCCUGCACCUAUGUUUACUGCACACGAGGAAAGUAACAGAAAGCCUUGUGUUGAAUGUAUGUUUUUGUUUGUUUGUUUAUGUUUACUCUCACCCUUUUUUUUUUUCUUGGAGCAUUUCUGAGCAUGCCGUUUUGUGAAGCACUAGCCGGGUGGUGCAGAGCUGCCAGCGUAUGCCGCUGAAGGAGAAUCCUGCAGGCAUUCUGAGGGAAGCUGCCUUGUUUCUGUUUCUCCCAGGCCUUUACUGCUCCCGUCUACAACAUAAUGCGUCGGGAUUGCUGAUGUAGAGCUCGGACGCGUUUCUCUUCGGCACUGCAAUUUUCCCCCGUUGAUGGUGCUUAUUUAGCCGCUGAAGCCAUCAGUCCCUCCACUACAUGCAUAUCUGACUUCCGCCAGCACAUAUCCCUUCAUUCUACGACAGACGUGCGGUUAGUCUUUUAUUAGCUGUAAAAUGCCACUUGUUUUACCAUUUUGCAUUCAUUGCAUGAUGUGAGAUGCCACCCAUGUUUGGUGUCUAUCCAGUAGAUCACCUUGGGAUUUGGUCUGGCCUGUAAUUACGUAUUCCGUCUUGAAAAAAAGGAAGUAAAUGUUAUUGUGCAAUUUGUCAAAUGCACUUUUCAAAUUUGUGUUAAAGUCAAGUAUGUUAUCUUGGCACCAAAGCAAAUGCAGCCAUUUUAUGUAAAGAUCCAAAAUGAAAGCUCUGCUCGACUGGCUUAUAAAAACAUAUGGCAAAUGACAGCAGUUUAGCCUGUGCUUAUUCAGCAGCAUAGACUUUAAUUUUUGUUUUUUUUUUUCUUUCAGAAUAAAAAAGUUCUGUGUGUACUUAAGCCAAAUAGCACUGAUCCACAGAGCCGCUCUGACAUAUCGUGGACAGCAUCUCUCUGUGUCAUUAUCUGAAACAGGCUUGCAGAAUACCACUGUGCUGUGUGAACAUACCACCAGCAUUCCCUUACAUAUACCCCCCUCUGAAAGAUCUCUGGACAGGCCAUUCUUGACUUGGAAGUAAUUGAGACUGCAAAAGCGUUCAGUUUAAAUCUGCAUUAAAUGGAGAAAGCAACAGACUCUGAAGUACAAGUUUUAAAGCACACAAAACAACCCCAAAUCACUUGAAUAUUGCUUUGUGUAUUAUUAUUAUUGUUUUUUCCUCUCCCUUCCUAUAUAUGUUCUGUGUCCUGCGUUCUUCGGCACUCUUCCAGAUGUUGCUGGUGUAUCAGUUUUUUAUUCAAACAUUGUUCUCUAAAACCAUUUCUACCUCAUUGCUACAUACAUACAUGUAGUACCUAUGUUCUUGUCUUUUUUGAAUGUCAUGCAUUUGUAUAAAAGGAAAAAAAAGCAGAAAAACAUAAAAGUGGAAGGAAAAAAAAAAAGAAAACGCUUGUCCUUGACUUGAGCAGUCUACCUCAGAAAGACUGUCCCUACACUGAGCAGUUUAGUAGCUGCACAAAUGAGACGCACCACAGAGUGUUGAGGCAAAAAUAUUGCACACUUACUUAAGAUACAGACAUAACUUUGAAACUCUUUGAAAUCUACUUACAAAACCACAAUGGGUAAGGAUAUUGUGGGCUGUAUAGGUCUUCUUCAAGGUCUCUAAAUGCAGAUUCAGUUUUUGGAUUAUAAUAAAUCGCUUUACUCCUUUGUGAAUUGUAGUGUGCAUGUGAACGUGUGUGCACUUAUUAUUAAGUGUGUAAGUGUGCAUUUUUAUAUAUGAAAAUUCUAUAUGAAAUGUACCUACAUUUCAUAUACUGUAUUUGUACAUGAGAUACACUUGCACAUAUGUGUACUUAAUGUACAUUUGCUAUUGAUAUAACAUUUUGAAACGCACCACAUACAUGUUUAUAUGUGUGUGUAUGUACAAUAUUGCCAUAACUACAGUCGACGUAAAUGUAUUUUCAUGUAUUCAUAGGGACAAAGGACAAUAAAAGAUCAUUAAAAUGUUUUUGAAACGGCAGUGUGUGCUUUUUUUCCUGCUAUGUUCCAGAUACAUCAAAACAAAUUUAAUGAGUGGAAUUGUGCGUCAUUAAUUACAACGUUAAGCCUACGUAUUCACUAUUCAUUUAGUGUGUUGAUGAGCUUUUUAACUUUAACGCAAGGCUGAGACUAGAGAGAUGCGAUUCUUGAGAAAGACCUAUACGCUGCACAAUAAACAUUUAUAGCAUCGCUUCUUUACUGAACCUCUCUCAAAACUAAUUAACUUAAUUUCUCUUUGAAAACAUAUUUACUGAUGAGAGAUCUCUAUAUUGAGAAAUUGAUUAAGGAGUAAAACUCUGGAAUUGGAAUACUGACAUACUGUCAUGCAUGUUUCAUUUCCUAGGCUUUUACAUGCUUCCAUUUGAAGAUCAGCUCUGAUUUUCCCAUUGCAAAUGUGUACUGAUAUAUAUUUAGAUCUGUCUGUGCUUACAUGCAGCCCAACAAUAUGAGUGCUACACAUAAUAUCCAUGAAAUGAUGCCUAAACUGAUUCUACUUGUUACACAGACAUUUACAAGUCACUUAAAUCACUAAAACCACACAAAAUCAAAUUAGACAUUAGAAGCAUUAAAUGUUUACUGGAUAUACAAAAAUACACUUGUGCAGAUUGAGUGGAUUAUGCUGUCACGUAUAGAAAACGCACUCUGCCCUCCGUUAGCCAUCACGAGGAACCGCAGUGCAACCUGCACACAUCUACUAAACUGCUGUUUAAGAGGAGUUUUGUAUUUAGCAUUUGUAAUGUAAUAAUGGGGCGGUUUUAGCCCUGCGGUCAGAGAACAUGGCCAUGAACUAUAAGGUCAUGGAUUUGAGCCCAACUGAUAACAUUCCACUACUGCCGCUGUGCCCUUGAGCUAGGCACUUAACCCUUAGUUGUUUAAAGGGGGGGUCGCCUCUGAUUGGCAUAUGUAAGCAUCAAUUAUCCAGUAUCAGUAUAGCAUCUCAGUAUAUAAAUGGUUUCAAAUCACGUGGAAUAAAAUUUCGUCACAGUACCGUUUUUUCAAGCACCGUUCCUUCUCCUAUUACUACACUAAAAGUCUUGGGCAUCUGAGAAACUGUAGAGAUUUGUCUGUGCAAGAAGCAUUCAUUUGUUCAAAAACACAAACAUUAAAAUUAAUAC